UUCCUUGUCUGCGACGGAAGCAGGAACUUGCUGACCACAAAACCCGCCGGGCCUGGGCGGGAGCUGCGGAGCAUCCCCUGCGGUCCUCGCCGAGACCCUCGCGCGGGGUCGCCAGGCCUGCCCGCGAGCGCGCUGCUGGAGCUGGCCUCUCACCGGAGGGCGUCGCGGCCCCCCGGGCUUCUGCCUCCAGAGAGAAAUCCCAUCACCUGUGCCCUCUUUUUGACGCAAACUAGAACCUGAAGGUGGGCCAUCCUUGACAUUUGAAGACCAAGACUAAACUGAAAUUUAAAAUGUCCCUCAGGGAAGAACGGAGCUUGGCUUACACUUUGGUCGUUUGUUUCCUGACACUAAAGCUGUCCACCAGUCAGAAGUGCCUCACCGAGAGUCUAGAAGAUGUUGUCAUUGACAUCCAAUCAUCGCUCUCUAGGGGAAUCAGAGGCAAUGAGCCCGUAUAUGCGGUAACUCAGGAAGACUGCGUUAGCUCUUGCUGUUCCACAGAAAACAUAGCAGGAGACAAAGCAUGUAACCUGAUGAUCUUCGACACACGGAAAACAACUAGACAACCCAACUGCUACCUGUUUUUCUGUCCCAGCGAGGAAGCCUGUCCACUGAAACCAGCCAAGGGACUUAUGAGUUACAGGAUAAGUAGAGAUUUUCCAUCUUUGACCAGAACUGACUUUCCACGCCAAGAGUUAGCCCACGACGAUGGUCUCUUACGUGGCCUGUCUCCACUAGCAGUCACUUCUGCCCUCCCUCAUCGGGCAGGUUAUUCAAAGCCCGCUGAUACCUUAUGGGAAGGUGCCAGUUCUCCAAAGUUUGGAGCCGCGGAUAACUUGGAGAAACUGUUCAAGAUUGAGGAAGUGAGUACACCGUUCCCUGCUCAUAAGGAAAAAAGCCACUCUGAGAAUUCUCAGUUUUCCCCAACACAAAAAGUCGCUCAUCUGCUGCCUGAAGCCGUGACUGUGUUCCCAGUUGCAGCACCUGCUGCAUCUCAGGGCACUGUCCCUGCCGCUCUGCAGCCUGCAGCCCUUCCCCCUGCCAGUGCUCCCGCGGUACCUCUGCUGACUUCUCACCCACGGGUGGCCACCACGGCGCGCCCCGUGACCAAGGUCACCUCUCAGCCCACCUCUGUGCCCCGUGUAACCAAGGCCACCUCUCAGCCCACCUCUGUGCCCCGUGUAACCAAGGCCACCUCUCAGCCCACCUCUGUGCCCCGUGUAACCAAGGCCACCUCUCAGCCCACCCCGGCCCUUGUUUCUACAGCUGUUACACGUGCUGUGGUUAUGCCCCAAGCUGUGACUACAACCGUUUCGACUCCCAUCUUUCAGACACCCACAGAUUUGAAAGGCACCCCAGAAAUGGUGCCCCUAAGAGAAAUCUCCAGCCACAGCUGGAGCACAGGGGUUGUACAUCGCCCCACUACACUUUCUUUGUCGAGUGAAGAGUCUCCUGCUACAGAUAAAACUGCUUCCUGGGGCCCUGGGAAGGCUGGUGCAGGUGGCUCCUCACUGAGCCGCAUUCCAGAAAGCCAGCAUGUGCUCCCACUGGAAAAGUGGCUUCUCAUCGGGACCCUGCUCUUCGGCGUUCUGUUCCUGGUGAUAGGCCUCGUCCUCUUGGGCAGGAUGCUCUCAGAAUCCCUCCGCAGGAAGCGUUACUCACGACUCGAUUACUUGAUCAAUGGGAUCUAUGUUGACAUCUAAGGAUGAAACUACU
This is a messenger RNA of Tupaia belangeri chinensis (Chinese tree shrew), 1713 nucleotides long. RefSeq names its product MANSC domain containing 1 (gene MANSC1). The record is from RefSeq and is a predicted model, not a curated record. The transcript has 4 exons. The coding region runs from base 291 to 1700 and encodes 469 amino acids. NCBI's taxonomy places the organism in Eukaryota, Metazoa, Chordata, Mammalia, Scandentia, Tupaiidae.